AUGGCUGGAAGCACAGAAGAAGCUCUAAACAUGCUGCAAUCGGAGAAAACUCCCAAACGAUCUUCUGCAACCAUCCGCAAGGAUCUUGCGGAGAAAGCUGCGGCUGAACUCAAGGCCAAGGGAGGAGAGGUUGGAAAGUCGUUUGAGAAGCAACUCAAACGGGCUAGGGAGGAGAACCCUGCCGUUCUCAACAAAAUCAAAAAAUCCACCUCUGCAUCAACUCUUGGCGCCUCAGCCGAGGCUAAGACGAUGCGGAUAUCGGGGCGACUCGAGAAGCUGGAGGCGGAUCUGGAGACGGCCAAACAGCAGGCGUCGGAUGCUGAGACGGCUAAGAAGGCGGCGGAGGAGGCCCAGAAGAAGGCGGAUGAGAGCGCCAAGAAGGCUGAUGAGGCGCUCAAGAAGGCCCAGACGGACCUUGGCACACUUAAAGGUGUUUCCGAAGAGAACACCAAACUGAAGGCCAAGGUUCAAAAGCUGGAGAAGGAGGCUGCUCAGGCUCAGAAGAACUUUGCAGCAACCCUGGAGGCGGAGCAAAACCACCUUGUUGCUGAGAGUGACGCUGACAAUUACGCCCGUAUGAAGAUUGCCUGGGCUGCCUUGUACCUAGACGCGGAUUAUAGCAUCUGGGCAAUGGCGCACAGCUAUGCCGAGUACGUGGUGUACUUGAGAGAACAAGGCGAGCCAGAGCCUGCCUCUUUCGAAGUCUGGGUCAACUCCAACAAUGAGUCGUCCGUGCCUGAGCUUCCUGGUCCUGGUGAAGCGCAAGAGAUACCCUCAGAUGGUGAGGAGGAGGGGGACCAGGAGGCUCCGUCUGCAGGCCAGAAGUGA
Messenger RNA from Chenopodium quinoa (quinoa), 828 nucleotides. RefSeq names its product translation initiation factor IF-2-like. The record is from RefSeq and is a predicted model, not a curated record. The transcript has 4 exons. Lineage: Eukaryota; Viridiplantae; Streptophyta; Magnoliopsida; Caryophyllales; Amaranthaceae. The coding region runs from base 1 to 828 and encodes 275 amino acids.